AUGAACUCUCCUAAUAUAUCUUCCGAUUUCAGUACUGGCGUCUCGAUAAAACAGAGCGAGUACCAGCAGAGAUUGAAGUGGCUAUCGACGGCCAGCAAAAUCGUCCACCUCGUCUGGAAACUCGAUUCCAACAACAUCCGAUGCGUAGCCGAUGAAAUCAUGAGCCACGACGUCGUCUGGUGCCGCGGCCCUUUCUGCCAGGCCGUGAUGCUCGCGCAGUCAGCCUCCCCAUCUCUGACCACUCUCUACGCCGCCUUGGUGGCCGCCGUCAACUCCAGAUUCCCGGACGUGGGCCUCCUGCUCGUGAAGCGCGUGGUUUUACAGUUGAGGACGGCUUACAACAACCGUGACAGGAAAAAGUUGCUGGCGGCCUCCAGAUUUGUGGCUCAGCUAGUGAACCAGGAGGUCGCGUACGAGGUCCUUGACCUGGACGUCUUGCAGCUUCUGUUAAUCGGACACAGUCACACAACAGUGUAUGUUGCCGUGCGAUUCUGCGUGGAGUGCGGGUCGUUGUUGAAGGAGCGGGCACCGUACAGGCUGCGUGUCAUUUUAAUGGAGUUCCGUCUGAUGCUGAGAAAAGGGUCGCUGAGCAGGCGGGCCCAGGUGUCGAUUAAGAGGCUUUUGGGGGCGGCUAAGGGGAACAGGUUCAGGAGGUACUCGGAGGGGCUGGAGGUUAUUGUUGAGGAUUGUGAAGGAGUUACUCACGAGGUGUCGUUGUUGCAUGACAUUCGGGCCGAGUCGAGCCUCGACAGCUUUCAGUCGGGCCAUGCAUUCGAUGAUGAGUGUGAAUUAUUUAGUCGGAUGAAGAUUGGGGAUGGAGAUGGUGAUGAUAGUGGUGAUGGGUCUUCUCUGGGAUUAUGA
Striga asiatica is the source of this 861-nucleotide messenger RNA. Lineage: Eukaryota; Viridiplantae; Streptophyta; Magnoliopsida; Lamiales; Orobanchaceae. The record is from the annotation of a GenBank genome assembly.